Messenger RNA from Penicillium daleae, 2625 nucleotides. RefSeq lists its product as uncharacterized. Gene Ontology annotation, molecular function: enoyl-CoA hydratase activity. The coding region runs from base 1 to 2625 and encodes 874 amino acids. NCBI's taxonomy places the organism in Eukaryota, Fungi, Ascomycota, Eurotiomycetes, Eurotiales, Aspergillaceae. Gene Ontology annotation, cellular component: mitochondrion. The transcript has a single exon. Gene Ontology annotation, biological process: fatty acid beta-oxidation. The record is from RefSeq and is a predicted model, not a curated record.
AUGGAACGGUCCUUUACCGUCGAGUGUCCUCCGUUCGAGGUAGAGAUCUCCCAUUGGGAUCGUAUUCUCCCACCAACGCAUUCGAAGCGAAUCCUGUGCUUUUCGCUCCCAGAUGCUACGGACAAGCAACAGGUGGUGGAUUACCUGCAUAUUGCAUUCCAUCACACGGUCCAGCGGCUUCCCUUGUUGGCAGGAUCUGUAGUCCCCUUCUCAUCGCAUCAAGGAGGACGCCCAUGGCUCCGCAAUAUCAUCCCCGAAGGCGGCGCCCAGCUCAUUGUAAAGGACCUGUCAGAAGAGCUCAGUUUUUCAGAUCUCGCCAAGGCCAACUUCUCGCAACACCUGUUGAACACUGAGCAGCUGUGCCCGCUCCCAGAGGUCGGGUACUUCAAAGAGGAGCGAGUGGAUGUAUGCCGCUUCCAGGCCAACUUCAUUGAAGGUGGCUUGCUGCUCGUUGUAUCUAUCAUUCACAACGCGGCAGAUGGUCGGGGGGUGACUGAAGUGAUCAAGACUUUCGCCAACGAACUCAGCAAGGCACAGUCAGGCGAGACGCAUUAUCCACUGGAACCAAGACCCGAUGUAUAUCGCUCAGAUCGCACAAAGCUAGUAUCCGGUCAUGGGGUACCUGGAUCCAUCGAAAAUCAUGCGGCAUGGACUUCGGAUCCGGCCAACGCACAUGCCCAAAUCCACAACGUGGAGAACUCGUGCCGGACCUUCUGCAUCAGCGUCAAGGCUCUGACCGAUCUCAAGGACUGUCUCUCUGCCACUGUUAGCGGUCCUGAUGAAUGGUUUUCCACCAACGAUGCCAUUUCUGCCUUUAUCUGGCGCAGCAUCAUGCUAGCCCGCCACCGGGCCGGAAUCUUGAACGGCGAUGCAGAAACAUAUGUAGCACAGCCUGUGGAUUGCCGUGCACACCUCAAGAUUCCCAUGCCGUACUUUGGAAAUGUCAUUUACAUGACCAAGUCAUCAGUGCCGUUGUCUGACCUGGCAGACUUUGAGAGCGGGCUAGGCGCCGCUGCUCGAGCUCUGCGCGCUGAUAUCAAGGCUGUGACGGCCGAGAAAUUCGGCGACUUAGUAGGAUAUGCGGAACGAACGGCGCUUGACACUCACACCCGCUUGAAUAUUCUGGAGGCUAUGUCUACAUCGGGCAUUAUUCUGACCAGUCUGUUCAAGAUGGACCUUCACGGCAUGAACUUCGGCCCUGUCUUUGGUGACGGUCAUAUUAAAGCUGUUCGUUUACCGGCCAGAGGAACCCAGGCUGGUGCUGUUAUUGUGCUGCCCCGGGUCCCGGAUGGGAGUUGUGAGUUCAUGGUGACUGAGCAAGAGAGCACGAUCAAGUGUCUCCUGGAGGACAAGUACUUUAGUCGCUUCACAAAUGACGCGGAUACCAUUGGAGCCCCUCAUGAGGAGGUUGUCGCUCCCUUGCCGCCGCCUCCAAUAACUUCAGGAGAAGAAGAUGUGGUCUCCAUCGAGAACACUUCUCCGGUCAUCACCGUCAAGUCAGCUCCAGAUAUUGAGCCUGUCACUAUUGGAGUCAGCGCUGCAGAGGUGGAACCCAUCACCAUAAAGACAAGUUCAGAUGUUGAACCUGUCACCAUUGAUAUCACUACUACUGAUGUUCAUCCUGUCGGCACUGAGACUACCUCUCCAGUGGACGAACGCAUCACCAUCAAGACUCCUUCAGUUGAACCUGUCACCGUCGCGGUCCCUACUACCGAGGUUGAAUCUAUUACCACGGAGUCCACCGCUUCCGAGGUACAGUCCCUCACAACUAUCCUUAAAGACUGGCAUCUUGUCCCCACGGGUGACGUAACGACGCCCUCGACAUUGAUCUCGAACCGGGUUGACGCGCCCCAUGUUGGUACCAUCAAGAUUAUCCAAUUGAACCGACCUGCGGCGAAGAACGCCCUCUCAGUGCAAAUGGUGCGCGAAUUGAGUCGCGAGAUUGAAGAGAUCCAUCACGAGCGCCACACGGGCGGCACACGCGCCUUGAUUAUUGCGAGUGCAGUGGACGGAAUCUUCUGCGCCGGAGCGGACCUGAGAGAACGCAAAAAUAUGAGCUUGACAGAGACACAAGCCUUUUUGACUAGCCUCCGGGGCUUGUUCUCACGCCUAGCUUCCCUGCCUAUCCCCACUAUUGCCUGCAUUUCGGGCCGGGCGCUCGGGGGUGGACUGGAGCUUGCGCUAUGCUGCCAUCUGCGUGUCUUCUCCUCUGACGCGGUGGUUGCAUUACCUGAGACUCGGCUAGCUAUCAUCCCCGGUGCUGGUGGCACCUACCGCCUCCCCAAUAUUGUGGGCAUGUCGAAUGCUCUGGAUAUGAUCUUGACGGGCCGCGGGGUGCCAGCAGAUGAGGCUGCGACGAUGGGACUGUGCAACCGUCUUGUUAGAGCAGACCUCCGGGAGGAUACGCCAGCGUUGUCGAAGCGAGCCUUGGUUUCCAGUAUCCAAUUGGCUGAACAGAUUGCCGAUGCGGGACCCAUUGCUAUUCGGGCUGCAAUUACCGCGCUUUCGUACAGCUGUGAGGCGGUUGAGAACGCUGCCUACGAGUCUGUUCUGAAGACGAAGGAUCGAGAGGCUGCCCUUGACGCGUUCAGUGAAAAGCGCAAGCCUAUCCUGAUUGGGGAGUGA